Messenger RNA from Podarcis raffonei (Aeolian wall lizard), 2884 nucleotides. RefSeq names its product Ts translation elongation factor, mitochondrial (gene TSFM). The record is from RefSeq and is a predicted model, not a curated record. The transcript is spliced from 6 exons. NCBI's taxonomy places the organism in Eukaryota, Metazoa, Chordata, Lepidosauria, Squamata, Lacertidae. Gene Ontology annotation, molecular function: protein binding; translation elongation factor activity. The coding region runs from base 16 to 1128 and encodes 370 amino acids. Gene Ontology annotation, cellular component: mitochondrial matrix. Gene Ontology annotation, biological process: mitochondrial translational elongation.
CAGCUGCUACAGCCAAUGGCGUGCGUCGCGCGAACUAGAACCCGGCAGGCCGAAUGGGCGGAAGUGACGAUCGGCACCGCGCGUGCGCGGCCUCAGCCAAACGAACGUAAGGGCGCGCGCCGCGUCGCGCGCGUAGUGACGCGUAAUGGCAAGCGCCUUGAAGAUGCAGCGGAUGGCUGGGCUGGGAAGGGCGCUGCUGCCCUUGCGGAAAAGGGGUUCUCUAGCCGGUUUGACUUGCAUCUAGUUCGUUUCCUUCAUGCUGGCCUUCCGGUUCUAGCAGCAAAAGAAGCUCUGGUGAAGCUCAGAAAGAAAACUGGCUACUCGUUUGUGAACUGCAAGAAAGCCUUGGAGAAAUUUGAUGAUGUCAGUGAGGCUGAAGCCUGGCUACAUGAGCAAGCCCAAAAGGAAGGGUGGAGCAAAGCUUCCAAACUCCAAGGACGGAAGACACAAGAAGGGCUUAUUGGGCUUCUGCAAGAGGGAAGCUCUGCAGUGAUGGUAGAGGUGAACUGCGAGACUGACUUUGUGGCCCGAAAUGUCAAGUUCCAGCAUCUGAUUCAGCAGGCGGCGAUUGGAACGAUGCUGCAUUAUCAGGGGACCAGGGACCAGCUGAGCACCUACGCCAAGUGUUUCUUAAACUCAAAUGAGCUUUCUCAGCUCAGGAUAGGACCCGAUGGCUCCUUGCUUGUGGACCAGCUGGCUCUGGCUAUUGGCAAGCUGGGGGAGAACAUGGUCAUUAAGAGAGCAGUGUGGAUAUCGGUGCCAGAGAAAUUUUUCAUCGGCUCUUACGUGCACGGGGCUCUCCCAGAAGGAAACCCGUCACUUUCUAACAUGAUGUUUGGCAAAUACGGAGCUCUGGUGAUCUGCUAUCCCCCUGAGCCGUGUGAAAAGUCGGACUUUGCUGAACUGGGCUGGAGGCUGGGCCAGCAUGUGGUGGGCAUGGCCCCUCUCUCUGUAGGCUCUCUGGAGGAUGAACCCGGCGAUGAUUCUGAAACCAAGAUGCUUGCCCAGCCCUUCCUGCUGGACCCUGCUAUUUCCUUGGGACAGUACAUUCAGCCCACGGGUGUAUCUGUACUAGACUUUGUGCGGUUUGAAUGCGGAGAGGAUAUAGAACUGUCAGCAUCAGAGUAAGCAGUACUUUUGUACUGGUGGCACUGGGACAAGUGAACUGUUCCCUGUUCCUGUUUGGGCCCUGCCGUGGUUAACAGACCUGACCAGUCACAAAUUAAACUCUGCUGUGUUGGGUUGGUCAUGGAAGCUGAAUACUAAUCGUGGAAUCUCAUUUCAAAGCUCCAGAGCGACUCUGCCCAGGUGUGGAAGACAGCUGUCAAUGUUACAAAUAAAACUAGCUGGCAGCAAGGAGGGGAACAGUGUCUGCUGGUUCAAGUGCAUCUGUUGAAUUGUCGUGAACCCCAGUGGUCUAGGCUAGGUCUGUGACGUAACUGGGCAGCUCUUGAAACAUGCAGAAAGUCCUUGGGGGCUACUAGAAACCCAUCAGAGCCCCUUUCUCUUCUUGAAAUGAGUAGUCCCGGUCCACCUUGUCAAGGGUUUUCACGGUGAGAACUAGAAGCUUGGGUGGCCUUGUUUUUCCUUAUGGGAAGCACGACCUUGGCACCCUCUUCUAUUGCAGCAGAAGUCUAAAGGCUUAAAGUCUGAACAGACUUCUCACCAUUUAGUAAGCCAAGGUCCCUGGUAAUUAUUGCUGGAGAUACCUGCUCCUUUCUUCCGCCCAGCCACCCAAGCAUUAAUAGGCGAGGGGGCACUAGGAGAUGGGCCAGAAUGACAUCUGAUCUGCCCGCAGACAGCUUCCCUUGUCCAGCUUCGUAAAACAGUCUGUGCUAUUUCUGCUGUAGCUGGCAAUGCUUGGUUGGCCAUGAGUGGCAAGUGUAGCUACUGUGGUACCCAACGAGCAAGUCGAUGAACAAGGCUUGUGUGUUCUGUAACACAUAUUGAAAACAAGCUGACUUCUGCUGCCGGGUUGCAGAAGUUGUCCGACAGUCCACCUGCAUUCAUCCACACCUGUCUUGAAUGCCUUACGGCAUCUUGGACAGGCAAGUCAUCAUCCUGGACUAGAGCAGUGUCUCCUUCACUUUCCUUGCUACUGGGAUAUGCACAUUGUUCCUAUUGCAUUCUGACAGCCCCUGUUAAGCAGUAAGCCCAGACCUCCUGUGAUCAGCUGCCCAAAUUCUGUAAUAUUUGCAGAUGCGCACCACAUACAUGACAUAAACUCUUCUGCUACUAGUCAACUUGGGUGGAGAUCUACUCUUUGACCGUAGAAGACUGCUCCCCCAGCACCUACACACCCUGAUUCUCUUGGGAAUGAUUGGUUUACAUGCUUCAAAAGCAAGGGUGCAGAAUCAUUUUUUGACCCAAGGGCCAGUUGAUAGAGUCAAAGCAGGUGGAGCAAUGAAUGUAAAUGUUCCCUUAGUAUAGCGGGCUAGUUUCUGCAGUCACACACACCCCUUUUUCCUCCAUCCAGGCAAACCAAGAGGAAUUACCAGAGUUUAAGGACAUAUUCCAGCCAGGAAGGUGCAGAUUAGGGCCGGUGUGGGAUGUGUUUGAGGAGGUGUAGCCAGGAGGGUGUAGCACUAUGGGUCAGAUAAGCCUGGAGGGCAACGUCUGGACCCUAAGCCUGCAGUUUCCAUUCCUGCUUAAAAGUCUCUUGCUAGUCUUAGGGAGAAAGUGAGAUUCUUGCGAUGCUGAACUUUGCAUGCUAUAGCUGUUCCUGUGCUUUCUUUUGUGGAAAUGUUGUAUAUGGCAUGUACCAGACAAGUACUAUGUUGGACGCUUCUAUGGGAAUAUCUGUGGAGGAGCACGUUACUUAAUUUGAGAUAACAGAGCCAGCCUGUCUCUUGUCAGAUUGAAAAUACGGUCAUACCUCAUGUUA